Molecule: messenger RNA, 5753 nt
Organism: Halichondria panicea
Lineage: Eukaryota; Metazoa; Porifera; Demospongiae; Suberitida; Halichondriidae
Exons: 21
Coding region: 610-4872 (1420 amino acids)
Molecular function (GO): protein binding
Source: RefSeq, a predicted model, not a curated record
GCUAUAGAGACUUUGAGGCCCAUUAACCUGGCUGUAUUAUAGAGGGUGGCCUGCUAACACAGGUCCAAACACAUGCUAUAGAGACUUUGAGGCCGGCUGUAUUAUAGAGGGUGGCCUGCUAGCACAGGUCUAUAAUGGAGACUUUGAGGUUGGCUGUAUAUUUAAGUGAGCAUUUCGUUUGAGCUAGUAACACGAACGGUGGACAAAAAUUCACCCACCUUAUAUUUAUAUCCACCCACCUACUCCCCCCCCCACACACACACACAAGAGUACAAUAUUCCACUUGAGACUCUCUUGUUUUCCCACUGUAGGUAUAUAUGAGAGCUAAACUGGAUGUCUGCCCUUUCAAAGAGCUGGAGGAUUUCAAGAGCUGCUCACUAGAGAACUGUGUAGUUACUAGUUACCUAGGUCACCACCAUUAAUGUGCUAUUGUUUAUAGUGUGGUGGCUGUGAAUCAUUAUCAACACCCACUCAAAUAAUUAUAAUUGUGUAUCUAAAAAUAGAUCAGUUUAAUUAGUAGGGGAAGGCCCCAGAAAGAGGGUGUGGCACUUUGCUUUGUUAUGUUUACUGCACUGAGAAAUAAGGGGCAAGUGUUUGAAUAAAGCUUCAAUGGCUACUGGAGAAGACUCAGGGUUAGUGCCGUGGAGUCGCAAGAAACUCGGUUUCAAGACCCCAGAGAGGAGAACGAGGCUGGACACUGUGCCAGAUACACCCAGUGUUCAGGAGCAGCUGGCCAGGGAUCUGUGGGAGGCUGUAGGCAAUAAGGAUGUCAGCAAAGUGAGGUCCGUUUUGGGACAGGGGGCCAACCCCAAUCACCAGCUCUACUGGAGUGAGGAGUGGGAUAAGAAGCUUUAUAAUUGGCCUCCAGUACACCUAGCAUGCCUGGGGGGCUCCCUGGAGAUCACUAGAGCACUCGUUAGUGGUGGAGCUGAUAUAGAGAAAGGUGAUGGAAGAUUGGGCAUGACUGCAUUUCACUGGGCGUGUUAUGGAGGACAUAUGGAGACUGUGGUGUACUUAUCACAAGAGGUGAAAUGUCAUAUUGAUGUGAGGAACAAGGUGGACGAAACACCACUACACGAUGCUUGUUGGAGAGAACAUAUACAAGUUGUGAAAUACCUUGUGGAGGUACUCAAGGUUGAUGUUGAUGUGAGGAACAAGUGGAACGAAACACCACUGCACUAUGCUGGUGCGAAUGGACAUAUACAAGUAGUGCAAUACCUGGAGGUACUCAAGGUUGAUGUUGAUGUGACUGAUGAUUAUGGCAGGACUCCUCUUGACAGGGCAGUACAGUUUGGUCACACUGACAUUGUUGAAUAUCUCCGGUCUCUGCAGCCCUCCACUCCUAAACCAGAUACUCGAAAUGGUUCUGAACAACUUCUUUCUAAUUCAAUUGUUGACAAGACCUCAUCAAUGACCUCUGACCCUCUGUCUGGUCAACAGACACCCAGUGCUGGCGAUGAACAACCAGAAACAACUGAUACUCAAAAUGAUUCCACACAACUUUCAACGGAUGACCAAACCUUGUCAAGCACUCCAUUGACUGAGGAAGGCUCUGAUGCUCUAGAAAAGCUGCUCCUAGACAACAAAAUCUCUUUGACUGGUGAAAGGACAUAUGAGACAGUAGUUCACCACCUUCGUGAGCUCGGACAUAUGGAACUUGCAGCCAACCUGAGGGAAAACCUCGACAAAGUUAUCAAAUGGCAGCGUCGAUACCUCGAUAGACUCAUGACUCUAAUGGUUGAUAAAGAAACAAUCGAUAUGUGCACUCUGAAACUGUGUCUCGUUGGUCCGCCUCACGUUGGGAAAACAACCACACUCAAUCGUCUACUGCAAGUGUAUGAAAACAUUCAAUCAGCUGGAGACAAAGCGAAACAUCCAAGCACUCUACUAGCUAACUGUAUCCAAGUUAUGGCGUUGAUUAAUAAAGAUGAGUGGAUAUCUUCCAAGGAUGUCGAUGAAGAAGCCAAGAUGAUAUUUGGUUAUCUAUGUGGCAAUUUAACUCUCGAUGAAAUAGAUAUACCCAAUGAAGAAUCGAUAAAGGCCACCCGAUCUGAAGAAACAGUACCUUACAAAGUCCACACACAAACUGUACAACAAGCCACACUUACCGACUCUGAGGAUAAAGCCGCUGUAACCCACAGCAACAAACUAGCACAGGUCAUUCUUCGACUGCAAAAGCUGAUAAAGACCGGAAACUACUCCCAAAUGGCCAAAUGUCUUGGCAACACCUUGCUGAACAUAAACGAUGUCGGAGGCCAACCUGAAUUCCUAGAAAUGCUACCAGCCCUGAGCAAUGGUCCCGCCAUGUAUCUAGUGUUCUUGGAUCUGAGCAAGGAACUUGACAAGCCCUACAAGAUUCCCUUCUGUCGUGAUGGCAAAGUCAUCACUCCUUAUAAAUCAAUGCACACAGUGAAAACCGCAGUCUCUCAAAUCCUCUCAUCCAUUGCUAGUGUGCGUCACAUGUCGGAAAUUUCGAAGCCUCUCUUAAAAACUCCUCAGUUGAAGGAAAAAUUUGAAGCUUUUCUCACUGUCCCUCCAGUGGCAGCCCUAAUAGGUACCCACAAGGAUAAGCUUGGUGGAGACUCUCCAGAAAAAGAAAGAUUGACCAGAGACAAACUGCUGGAGAUAAACGCAGCAUUGAAACCAACAACCAAAACUUUCGAGAAAAUUUUAGUUUUUCCCAAGCAAGAAAGUAACACUUCUGAUGACACUGCUGAUAAAGAUGCUUCCGACAGGAUGUCCUUUUUUGCCCUAGAUAACAAUAAAGGCACAGAGAACGCUGAAAUUUCUCCAUUACGUGGCUUAUUGAAUAAACUAUUUUACUCUCGCUUCGGCAAAACCUCUCUUCCAAUAUCAAAAAAUUGGCUUGUACUAGGAAUUAUUCUUCGAAAGGAAUAUCAAAUUGUUACAGUAGAAGAUUGUAUCGAAAUAGGCAAAAGGUUGGAGAUGGAUGAAGAAGAAACCACAAUCUGCCUCCUCUACCUUCAUAGUAUAGGAUCGAUCCUGUACUAUACGGAUGUUCCCGAUGAUGAUGAUCCACGCUGGCUCCUCAAAGGUCACGUUAUCUGCUUACCUCAAGUGAUCUUCGAUAGCAUAAGCCAACUGAUAAUCGUUUCGAUGCAGAAUGUUCAUGAUGGAGGCCUCAACACCGAGUUUGAGAUAGCAGAAUUGAUCAGGAAAGGUCAGUUUACACUAGAGGCCAUCGAGAGACAUUGCAAAUUAGAUGUUCAAGUUUCCAAAAAUCUGAAAAACAAUUUACUAAUACCAUCCGGACCGCUUGUGAAACUUCUCAAGUACCUCAACCUUCUCUCUGAUAUCACACACAAAGAUGAAGAUGGUGAACGAAUCACGUACCUCAUGCCGGCUAUAUUGGAGUGUGCUUCACCAGAGGAGCUGACCAACCCACCUCAACCAGACACCAACAACCCAGAACCACUCCACAUCACAUUUAGCUUUGGUUACGUACCAACAGGAGUCUUCUGUGGGCUCAUCACUCGACUAGUUUCCCAAGGCCCUCAUAAAAUUCUCGGAUUGACGUGGGAAUUGGUGGAAGAUGGCGUCAAACGAAACUGCGUCUCCUUUUAUGUUGACUACGUACACAAAGUGACACUGCUCUCUCACGACAGAAGCUACGAGAUACGAGUUGAACGCAAUGCAAAACAGAUGAAUUUUCCUCUUCACGAUCUUUGCUCUCACACUCUGUCAGCAAUCCUGUAUUCUCUCAAGAUCCUGUUCCCAAAGUUGAACCUCAGUGUUGCAUUUCAAUGCUCCUGUCCCAAACACGCAGCAAGCAAGAGUCUCAACAACCUUUGCACCCUUGUUGAAGGCCGACAGAUUCACUUCCUGUGUGGUAGAAGUCCCGUCACCCUCAGUGAAGCACAACAAGUGUGGUUGGGGAAGGUUGCCAGCAUUGGUCAGAAGGCAAGCUUGUGUGUGCUCAAGUUUGUUAGAAUUCCUGCAAAGCAGUUUUCCUUUGAUUGGAGCAAAGUGGGAGAUGAUGACACAGCACCUGUUCUCACCAAACCCAACACUGUGAGCUUCCCGAGUGUGAGAGAGGAGGACUUUGGUCACUACCAGUGUGAGGUGAAGAAUGCAGCUGCUGGGAAAGUGCUCCUCACUCUCUACACAGCUCUCUACAAAGAGGACACAAGUAAUGCAGUGACUCCACUAGCCACUCCACACACAACCACUCCGUCAGUUCAACAAUGUGAGUUGACAGCGACUACAGCUCAGUUGAGUGAAGAGUGCUCGGAUGAAGCUCUUCUCCAGUUGUCCACCGAGAUAGCUGGCUAUGACAAAUACAAGCUCAGGCUGGGCCUCAGUGAUGCUGAGAUUGAGAAUAUCGAUCAAACCAUUGAUAAUAUCCCAGGGAGAUUUCACGCUGCUCUAAAGAAGUGGAAGAGUAAAAGCAUCAUUUUCGAUAAUCCAUCGAAAUCGUCAGCUACUUACGAUCGAUUAGUGGAAAUUGCCUCAGAGAUUGAGGACGGAGAGGCAGUUUGCAGCAUUCACAAGGCCUGUGUCAAGGAUACACUUCAGCCACAUAAGACGAUAGUGACAGCGACUGCAGCUCAGUUGAGUCAAGAGUGCUCGGAUGAAGCUCUUCUCCAGUUGUCUACCGAGAUUGCUGGCUAUGACAGAUACAAGCUCAGGCUGGGCCUCAGUGAUGCUGAGAUUGGUGCUAUUGAUCUGACAAUUGUUGGUAUUCCAGGGAAAUUCCUCGCUGCUCUAAAGAAGUGGAAGAGUAAAAAUAUUCUCCAAUUCAAUCCAUUGAAUUCAACAGCUACUUACGGUCGAUUAGUGGCAAUUGCCUCAAAGAUUGAGGACGGAGAGGCCGUUCGCAGCAUUCACAAGGCCUGUGUGGAGCAUACAUGACUGGAGGUCAUGGAUCAGUCAACACCAUCAGACACUACCAACACUAUAGAACCAUAAGCACAUUUGCACAUUAUUUUGUUUUGUUUGACGCUUAUUGUGGUAAUGAUAAUGAAGUGGAUCAAGAUAAUUUUACUGACAAUGUUCUUGGUAUGGAUCGUUCAACUUGGGUACAAAUAAUUAUUAGUCAGUAAUCCGGUAAAGAUCACUGCAGUAAUGAAUUUAUAAAUUCCGAUUAUACGCCAUGACGUCACGUUGCGGGAACACCCCCGCAGCCAUAUUGAUUUUUAAAAAAUGCACAAAUUAAUCAGUUCUUAGAAAACUGUUCGUAACUUGAAAGCGCUUCGACUUUUGAUUGUGCAAGUUAGACUAGGAAGAAAGACCAGUCAAAGAUCUACAAGAUGAUGCCCGAAUCGCUUACUAUCUCGAAGGAUUGGCUGUGAUCUGCUUCUGUCAAGCGCUACACAAGGUACUGGGUGUGGCUUAUAACCUGAGGCAGCUAUGUGUAAAGAGAAACAGUGACAGUGGUAAAAAGGUGUGACUGGAUCCAAUAAUCAGAGGUGGGGCCACGUAUGUACAGUGACAGUGGCAGUAGCAACGAGAUAUAAAAAGUGUCUGAUGUCUGUGGCUACUGCUGAUACUUUGCUGUCACACUAUGCACUGCCACUGGGUCCCUUUUGGAGUACCUUGGAGUCGCCUCUGUCAAGAGUAGAAUACACGACAAUGCCAUGUACAGGAAGGUUGACGUUGGUGGUAGGACUUUCACAACAGUGCUCAGCUCAUGCAGUGUCAAUGUCCUAUCCAGAUCUACAUUUUUGAUAAUUUAUUGUUGUAAUUAUUGUUGUACUGUACCGGGUAUUUGAUAAUCUUGUUUUUAUUCUAUA